UAGCUAAUCAUACUUUGUGAUCAUACCUUGUGGUUCGUCUAAGUUCAAAUGGAAGAUGAAAUUGAUAAAUAUUUCCUCAAGAAAUUUCAGUUUCAACAGUUAGAAAUUCAAUCUUUUUCUUGCGAAAAUCCGUUCGGGAACUCUUCGUGGAAGGUUCCAGAACUACAAAAUCUCAAAAUCCAUUUAAAUUGUACAAAAGGUUUUUUAAGCCAUAUGGAAGCUGAAAGGUGGCAUGUGCAUACAUCUUACACGAAUCGUGCAGGGGCUGUUUUUCAAAAGGUUAAAUCUGAAGUGUGUCCAGAGCUACUGACGCAAGCUUGGCUGAAAUUCUAUGAAUGCCUUGCUCAGUUUGAUUUAUUUUGCAACAUUCCACAAGGAAAUUUUGAGUUAAAAAGUGUUCAUUUGUGUGAAGCCCCAGGGGCUUUUGUGACAGCUUUGAAUCAUUUUUUAAAUUUACGCCACCCUGAUUUGAAUUUUAGUUGGUUGGCUGCCACUCUUAAUCCCUACUAUGAAGGAAAUUGUAGAAAGUCAAUGAUUGGAGAUGACCGGUUCAUUCACAAUACUUUAUGCCACUGGAAUUUUGGUCAUGAUGACACUGGUGACAUAAUGGAAUGGUGUAAUGUUAAUGCAAUACUGCAAUGGAAGGGAAACCAUGUGAACCUUGUUACAGCAGACGGCAGUAUUGAUUGCGCAGGAAACCCAGGUGAACAAGAAAAACAUCUCGCUAAAUUACAUUGGUGUGAAACCAUAUCUGCUUUAUUACUACUAAGUCCUGGUGGAUCAUAUGUUUUAAAAAUGUUUACCUUUUUUGAACAUUCUGCAGUCUCACUGCUAUACCUUUUAAGAUUGUCAUUUGAAGACCUGAAUGUGUUUAAACCAUGCACAAGCAAAGAAGGAAAUUCGGAAGUAUACGUCAUUGCCCUUCGUUAUACGCAAACGCAAGAAAUGCAAAAACUAUUGAGCAUCAUUCAAGCACAGGUGUAUGAAAGGAAAGUGGAUAUUUCUUUGAACGCUCUGUUUUCGCUGUCUGAAAUUCCUAAAGGCUUCCUACGCGAUAUUAUAAAUUGUGCGACGCUUUUCAAGGAUCACCAGGAAGAAGCCAUCAUGCGUAACCUUACGCUUUAUAACGUUCCUUUACAAGAAAAAAAAUUAGCAGCUACGAGAAAGAACGUAGCACAACGUUAUAUGCAGAAGUACGGCCUACGAAGUAUCGCCGUAACGAAGCAAAUUUUGGGUCCGGAAAAUUUAAGAGAGUCAUCAUUGUGGAACUUCCAACCAUACUACGAAAAGAAUUUAGACUCUUCGCCUCCAACGGUUACUCCGGAACUCUGUACAAAAUUGCAAUCUGAAUUGAAAGAAAUUGACUUUUUUCUUGAGAAAGUCAAAUCGCUGAAGUGGGUAAACCGAGCAAAGCAAGAUUGGAAAAAUAAGACCUGCUAUACUUAUGGGAAAUCUUAUGACAUUAUUCGACACACAAAAUUUUGCCACGCGUACAUCUUUCGCGUUUUUAAAUUUCUAGGAGAAUUAUCAUUGAACCUUAAAUCCAAAUCGUUCUUUGAAACGCUAAAGGAAACAGAGCAAAGUUUCCUCAUCAACAGUUUCUUGGAUGUAAGUCCAAUGAUUUGCACAGGGGGGAAUUUCGAAUUACGACGUCCCGUACUUUCGAGAUUCUCUGUGGCGUCUCUGUGGAUCAUUUCUCUUCUUUUCUCCCAGGUGGAAUUUCACUCUGAGAGUGAUCCUCUCAUUCGGUUUGUGGGCUAUCAUGAAGAAGCCGUAAUUUUAAACUGGAUGCGGCAACUCGACCGAAAAUUACUAAAUUUUGUGGAACUUCCUAGUCUCUUUCAAAAUUCGUUUUACAAUCUCGUAACACGAUAUAACUCAAAAUUGCUCCUAGAAUUUUCCAUAGAGAUACUAAAUACAAUGCUUUUAUUAUGAUAAAAGCAUCCAUCA
Messenger RNA from Daphnia carinata, 1950 nucleotides. It is a transcript of the gene aft, whose product is annotated as cap-specific mRNA (nucleoside-2'-O-)-methyltransferase 2-like. Gene Ontology annotation, molecular function: methyltransferase cap1 activity. Gene Ontology annotation, cellular component: nucleus; cytoplasm. The coding region runs from base 49 to 1935 and encodes 628 amino acids. NCBI's taxonomy places the organism in Eukaryota, Metazoa, Arthropoda, Branchiopoda, Diplostraca, Daphniidae. The record is from RefSeq and is a predicted model, not a curated record. The transcript is spliced from 9 exons. Gene Ontology annotation, biological process: 7-methylguanosine mRNA capping.